UAUACACCUGUGGCCAUGGAAGUGACUGGAACACCUGAAUUCAGUGAUUUGGAUGGGUGAGUGAAUACUUUUGACAGUAUAGUGUAUGUGUAUUAUCCCUCAGUCUUAAUACAAAUCACGAUGUAGUGUUUUCAGUGCAAUGUGCAGGUAAGAGCUCACAGUGGUGCACUUGUGUCACAGGAGUGUUACCGAAAGGCGCUUUGCAUAACAGGACAAACCAGCCAGGCUGUCACUAAUGAGGGAAGCAAAACCUUACAGCCUUACAUUUUAUACAUGCAAAUGGCUCUGGUUUGUUCUGUAGCUGUGCAUUAAGUGCAUUUGAUAUCAGCGCAUUCAUCUCCACACAAUAGCAGCCAAACCGUGUUGACAUUCAGACUUUAUUAUAUACUGUAGUUUAGGAAGUUUGUCAGUUUAAUUCCUUCAACAAAUAAAAACGCUUCACUGGUUUCUAAUGACGGCCUAGUCUGACCAUUGUUAUCCAAGGGCUUUGUUUAAAUGCCAGUGCCACACAACUGUCACGCAAUAGGAGAACAGAAAGCCGAGCUGGACUUUGUUCAGUGCUUUCCGAGAUCCCUGAGGUGUUUUCCGUAGCAGAGGAAGCGUCAGAGUGGCAGUAAACACCUUGUGUUUGAUGAGAAGCUGCCAGUGGAGCCACUCGCUGUGAUUUGAACAGACGAUGUGAUGAGUCCACCACUGUUUGGCCUACUGGUGGUCUUGAGUUUACAUGUGGCUGAAGGUGAGCAUGUGAUGCGACAGCUCACGUUUUGUCAGCUGAAGGAGGUGGACGCUGGGUUUGAUCUUUCGUUUGGUGAAGACGAGCUGUGGUACGUGGAGCCGUAUUACUAUCAAGCACACCAGCGCUUACCUGAGUUCGCGGCAGACUGGAGCCUUAAACCAAGCUUGCCCUCGGAUGCCUACUACUCCAUCGGAACCUGCUUUUACAACAUUCCCCGUUGUAGUAAAGGGGAAGAAUACCCACCAGAGACCAUCGCCCCCCCACAAUCAGUGCUGUACUCCAAGAGGGCAGUUCGACUCGGAGUGCAGAACACACUCAUCUGCUUUGUGACCGACUUCCACCCCGCACCGGUCAAGGUGACGUGGACACGUAACGAGGAACCGGUGAACGAGACCGAAGUCAGACAAACACAGUAUUACUCCAACCCAGACUACAGCUUCCGCACCUUCUCCUACCUGGACUUCAUCCCGAAACUCGGAGACGUCUACAGCUGCACCGUCAGACACCGGGGCCUGCAGGACCCACUGACCAGGUUCUGGGAACUGGAGCUACAGACGGACUCCCAGGUGGUCGAGACAACGGUAUGUGUCCUGGGUGUGACCCUGGGAAUCUUGGGAGUGUCUGUAGGUGUUGGGCUCAUCAUCAGAGCACGAAGGAGCUGAGCAGAGUUGAAGAUUUUACUGUACGGUCGGGAGAAUAAUCCCAACUAAACCCUUAAAAAUGAAGGUUCCUAAAAGUUUGGAUGCAUGUUUCUAAAAAAGGCUUUAACUAGUAAAGUUCCGGUUCACUCUGUGUAGCCUGUGUACAGGAAUAAUGAGGGCUGGCCCAAACAGCAUUUCCCACGGAUAAACAUUGGUGUUUCCAAGUUCACCCUUAAAAACAGGUUCAUGUUUAAUAAUUAACCAUAAUUUUAGGAAUGUUCAUUACCGCAGCUAAAAAUAUGUCCAGUAUGUGGCAACAAUGUAUUAAUAGUGUAUACCAGUGCCAGUAAAAUUUAACUAUAUUUAGAUAGACGUACAUACACUGUAAAAUGAGUUAUGACAUAAUAUUUGGUACACAAACCAUGUAUAAAUGAAAGGCUAAUAAUUGCUGGAUUUGAUCCCCCAAGGGAAGUCAGUAAAUUAAUUUGUAAAUUAUGUAUAUUAAUAUCAAUAAAUAAGGUAAACUAUAUCAUCCUAGUAUGAAAUCCUAAUAUUAAAAACACCCUGGAAGAAUGUCGGUUGCAUGAAAUUCUGGAGAUGUUUGAUAGCAAGAAAAACUGGAUGUGAAUGAUGUAGUAUAUUAUAUUAUAGUAUAUUUAUUAUAUGGGGUGUACGCACACUAAGGCCAGAUUAGAGCAAUGUUUUUGCCUUCUUUUGUGUAUUUAAUACAAUACAGCCACGCCUGUUGCUGUUAGGCUGGUGGACUAGAGGCUGAAUCCACAUUUAUAUUUGUAUUUCAAUAGAGUGGAUCGUAAAACUUAAAUAGACCUUUUACGACUAGGGGAGUCCCACAGGGCACAGUCUUAGGUCCGUUUAUUUUAACACUGAUUAGCAUUUAUUUACAGGGCAAUUGUCGCAGCAUUUGUCUGAUCAUUCUCUUGUGGUGGGGUGUAUAUUAAGGAAAAAAUGCCGUAGCGUAUAGAUGAAUUAUUGAUUUUCAGUUCUAGUGCUUCAACAGGAACGAUCUAUAUUUGAAUAGAAGAGUAGAAACGAGGAAGGAAGUGGUUUUAAGGAGAUUACUCCGUGGAUGUAUAUAAACCUCCAUCCAGACUUUUCUUUUUUCCUCAGAAGGGACAAAGGUUUCCAAUGUUUCCAAUGUCCAAUGCUCAGUUCUGGAAGACCUGAUGUAACUAAUGACGGAAAAUAUCAAUAUGUGUAUUGUAUUGUA
Molecule: messenger RNA, 2605 nt
Organism: Pygocentrus nattereri (red-bellied piranha)
Lineage: Eukaryota; Metazoa; Chordata; Actinopteri; Characiformes; Serrasalmidae
Product: H-2 class II histocompatibility antigen, A-U alpha chain-like
Exons: 4
Coding region: 682-1398 (238 amino acids)
Biological process (GO): antigen processing and presentation of exogenous peptide antigen via MHC class II; positive regulation of T cell activation; immunoglobulin production involved in immunoglobulin-mediated immune response
Cellular component (GO): MHC class II protein complex; membrane
Molecular function (GO): MHC class II protein complex binding
Source: RefSeq, a predicted model, not a curated record